ACAGUUUAAAUAUUUCAAAAUAUUAGUUUCCUCAAAAAUUCUGCCUAUUUGUCCAUGGAGCGAUAUACAUUAUUAUCUCGCGAUUCGCGGGCCGAGCAGAAGCUGUCGCUUGAUGGCCAGCGGAGUGGCAACUUUCUCACUGGCACCAAAUACUUUGGCCAAAUGAAUGAGUUGGGCAUGCAGGACUACGGCACCUACUUGUACCCGGACGGAUCACGCUAUGUGGGCCAUUUUCGCAACAGUCGAUUCCACGGGCGUGGCUCGAUACAAAUGCCGCCGCCGUUGGGUGUCAACUUUGAGGUAACUCACGAGGAUGGAAAGCUUAUCGAAAUAAACGAAAUGGUCUUCGACGAUAAGUUGAAGGUGGACUUUACGCGCAUGGAGGAUGGCGCUUUUAGCUUUCAUCCUUGGAAAUACUGCACCGCCGAGGAUCGUCGCUUCCACCAGGAGACUCAAUCGCCGCUGGCCGCUGUUGGCCCCGCAAAAUAUCAGACCAAAGAGGGACCCGUUCCGGCUGAGCUGCCAAAGAACGUCUUCGAUUUGGGCUUUGGCAGGUUGAAUCCGAAGGGCUUCCUCAUGGACCUGCAGCACCAAUCGCAGAGCAUCUACGUGGGCUGUCGCAAGGUGCGCCACUGGAUCACGGAGCACUGUCGCCACGGCAAGCUGACCAAAUAUCACAUCAAACGCCAGGUCAAGGAGAAGUUUGCCCGCGAGAUAAUGCAAAAUAAUCUAGAGGUUAACGAGAACUGUCGGAAGAACUCUGGAGGUGUGCCGCCCAUGCCCAUGCCUGACAUUUGUCGUCGUUCCCGAAGCCAGCGGAGCUCCGAAUCGGCCAAGGAGACGCGGCUGCAUGCCGCCAGCACUUCAGACAGUUGCAGCUCCAAGGUGGAUCGCACCGUGAAACGGAGCCGCGCGGCAAGUGCAGGAAAAUAAGAUCCACCAGCGAGUCACAUGUGUGCCGCCUCAACUGAUGUUGCAUCAUCAU
Molecule: messenger RNA, 985 nt
Organism: Drosophila subobscura
Lineage: Eukaryota; Metazoa; Arthropoda; Insecta; Diptera; Drosophilidae
Product: MORN repeat-containing protein 5
Exons: 1
Coding region: 55-933 (292 amino acids)
Source: RefSeq, a predicted model, not a curated record